This is a messenger RNA of Trichoplusia ni (cabbage looper), 2035 nucleotides long. It is a transcript of the gene Pgi, whose product is annotated as glucose-6-phosphate isomerase. NCBI's taxonomy places the organism in Eukaryota, Metazoa, Arthropoda, Insecta, Lepidoptera, Noctuidae. Gene Ontology annotation, cellular component: cytosol. The record is from RefSeq and is a predicted model, not a curated record. Gene Ontology annotation, molecular function: carbohydrate derivative binding; monosaccharide binding; glucose-6-phosphate isomerase activity. Gene Ontology annotation, biological process: glycolytic process; gluconeogenesis; glucose 6-phosphate metabolic process. Bases 93 to 1763 code for a protein of 556 amino acids. The transcript has 12 exons.
CAAAAAGACAUUCGUUAUCACGACUCGCAAGACUGUACUACGUUCGGCAGUCGCGGAAUUAUUUUAAUACUUGUAUUAUUUCGCUAAAAAAUAUGGAUCCAAAAGUAAAUUUGAAACAAGACCCAGCGUUUGUGGAAAUACAGAAAUUCUUCGACGCGAACGCCGAUAAAAUUAAUAUACAACAAUUGUUUCAACAAGAUGCCGACCGCUUCAAUAAAUUCAGUCUUCGCAUCCCUACUCCGAAUGAUGGAGACAUCCUGCUGGACUACUCCAAAAACCGCAUCAAUGAGCAGCUUUGGAGCCUCCUGCUCAACCUCGCCAAGAGCAGGAACGUGGAGAAGGCAAGAGAUGCCAUGUUUUCAGGUGAGAAGAUAAACUUCACGGAAGACCGGGCUGUCCUCCACAUUGCACUCCGUAACAGGCAGAACCGGCCUAUUCUGGUUGGCGGGAAGGACGUGACGCCGGAUGUCAACGCGGUACUCGCGCAUAUGAAGGAGUUCUCUGGACAAGUUAUUAGUGGCCAGUGGAAGGGGUACACUGGCAAAGCGAUCACUGACGUCAUCAACAUCGGUAUCGGGGGCUCUGACCUCGGUCCGCUGAUGGUCACUGAGGCGCUCAAGCCUUACGCCAACCAACUGAAGGUCCACUUCGUAUCGAACAUCGAUGGCACGCACCUGGCCGAGGUUCUGAAGCGGCUGAACCCAGAGACGGCGCUGUUCAUCAUCGCCUCCAAGACCUUCACUACCCAGGAGACCAUCACCAACGCCACUUCAGCCAAGACCUGGUUCCUGGAGGCUGCUAAAGAUCCAUCAGCGGUUGCCAAGCACUUCGUGGCGCUAUCAACCAAUGCCGAGAAGGUGACCGCGUUCGGCAUCGACGCGAACAACAUGUUUGGAUUCUGGGACUGGGUUGGAGGAAGGUACUCGCUGUGGUCAGCUAUCGGUCUGUCUAUUUCGCUGUACAUCGGCUACGACAACUUCGAGAAGCUUCUAGAAGGAGCUAGCUUCAUGGACAACCACUUUACUACUGCCCCGUUGGAGAAGAAUGCUCCAGUUAUCCUAGCGCUCCUCGGCGUCUGGUAUUCCAACUUCUAUGGUGCUGAGACACACGCUCUACUGCCCUACGAUCAGUACUUGCACAGAUUCGCCGCAUACUUCCAACAAGGCGACAUGGAGAGCAACGGUAAGUACGUGACGCGGUCGGGCGCGCAGGCCGACUACAGUACGGGGCCCAUCGUGUGGGGCGAGCCCGGGACCAACGGACAACACGCCUUCUACCAGCUCAUACACCAGGGGACCAGACUGAUCCCGUGCGACUUCAUCGCGCCAGCGCAGACGCACAACCCGAUCUCCAACGGCAUCCACCACAAGAUCCUUCUCGCCAACUUCCUCGCGCAGACCGAGGCGCUCAUGAAGGGCAAGACUUCUGACGAGGCUAAGGCCGAGUUAGAGAAGUCAGGCAUGGCUGCGGACGCCGUCGCUAAGAUCUUGCCGCACAAGGUGUUCAAGGGCAACCGCCCCACCAACUCGAUCGUCGUGAAGAAAGUCACGCCGUUCACGCUCGGAGCCUUGAUUGCCCUCUACGAGCACAAGAUCUUCACUCAGGGCGUCAUCUGGGACAUCAACUCGUUUGACCAAUGGGGUGUUGAGUUAGGCAAGCAACUUGCCAAGGCAAUAGAACCUGAGUUACUGGACAACAAGCCAGUAACCAGCCACGAUGGUUCCACUAACGGUCUUAUCAACUUCUUGAAACAAAACUUUUAAUUUACAUUAUACUUUUAAGUUUAUGCGGAAUGUUUGAGUUUAUGAUUCAUUGAAAUUGUAUAUGGAAAUAUGAUUUAUAUUACUCAAUACUUUUAGUGGCGUUGUGAUAUUCUUUCGCUCUUUUUUUUUCUAAAUUACAUUUUGGCUUACAAUCUCAUCAAUUCGGCUGAAUUGAAUUUUUAAGUGGCCUCUUUUUAUGAUUUUGAUUCUGAGUUUAGUUUUUGAAGUUACCAAAUUAUGUGCAAUAAGGUAGAUUGGCUAUGAUAGCAAAA